CUGUCCCUGCCGUGGGCCCGCUGCGCCAUCGGAGCUGGGAUCGCAGCUUCUCAACAGCCCGCGCCGUCUCGAGUGUCCCACCUUGGGCGGUCGCCCACUACCACUGCAGUAGAGGGAGUACCAGGGCAGGCGCUGUCCAGCCCGGGGAGGGGAACAGCCAGUGAGGGUCGAGGCGAGGGGACCGUCGGGAGGCCACCAUGGUGGCCACGUGCCUGCAGGUGGUGGGCUUCGUCACGAGCUUCGUGGGCUGGAUCGGCAUCAUUGUCACUACUUCCACUAAUGACUGGGUGGUGACCUGUGGCUACACCAUCCCCACCUGCCGCAAGCUGGACGAACUGGGCUCCAAGGGGCUGUGGGCUGAUUGUGUGAUGGCCACUGGUCUGUACCACUGCAAGCCCCUGGUGGACAUCCUCAUCCUGCCGGGCUACGUGCAGGCUUGCCGAGCCCUAAUGAUUGCUGCCUCAGUUCUGGGUCUGCCAGCCAUUUUGCUGCUGCUGACAGUUCUCCCCUGCAUCCGAAUGGGCCAUGAGCCUGGUGUAGCCAAGUAUAGGCGGGCCCAGCUGGCUGGCGUUAUGCUCAUUCUACUGGCUCUCUGUGCCAUUGUUGCCACCAUCUGGUUCCCUGUGUGUGCCCACCGUGAGACCACCAUCGUGAGCUUUGGCUACUCCCUGUACGCAGGCUGGAUUGGCGCUGUGCUGUGCCUUGUGGGUGGCUGUGUCAUUGUUUGCUGCUCUGGAGAUGCCCAGUCGUUUGGUGAAAACCGUUUCUACUACUCUUCAGGCUCCAGCUCCCCGACUCAUGCCAAGAGUGCCCACGUAUAA
Molecule: messenger RNA, 821 nt
Organism: Castor canadensis (American beaver)
Lineage: Eukaryota; Metazoa; Chordata; Mammalia; Rodentia; Castoridae
Gene: Cldn11
Product: claudin 11
Cellular component (GO): membrane; bicellular tight junction
Molecular function (GO): structural molecule activity
Source: RefSeq, a predicted model, not a curated record